CAAAGCUAUAUGUUGCAGUUUUUUUUCCUAGUUACAAAUGCUCAGUUAUGCGCCCUUUCUUGAACUCUAUGUAGUUUUGCAUGAGAGUGUAAUCUUUUCUCUUAGUUAAUUAUCAUCUAUCAUGAGUGGAAUCAUCAAGCUCCCAAAUGAUCUCAGAGGCCUCAUUUGGACAAGUUAUGUCUUUUCUAUGUUAGCUCUCUCUAGCUAAGGUUCAUGUUUGCAUUUCGUGUUUCACUUGCUACUCGGAAUAUAUAUAUGUGGCCUUGAUUCAUAGUCAUCAUCAAACUCUCAAAUGAACAUGGAGGCCUAAUUUAGACAACUUAUAUCCUUUUAUGUUAAGCUCUCUUUGGAUAAGGUUUGUGUUGCAUCUUGUGUUUCACUUGCUAUACAACAGGACCUAUGUACUACAAUGGAGUCUACCACUUGUUCUAUCAGUACAACCCAUAUGCUGCUGUGUGGGGAAACAUUUCAUGGGCACAUUCGGUUUCUUACAACCUCGUUGACUGGAUCCAUCUCGAGCCCGCCCUCAAUCCAACUGAGAGCUAUGACAUCAAUGGCUGCUGGUCUGGCUCAGCCACACUUCUUGCAGGGGAAGGGAAGCCUCUCAUUCUCUACACAGGCUCCGACUUUCUAGGCCAUCAAGUUCAAAACCUUGCAAUGCCUAAGGAUUUGUCUGAUCAGAGCAGGUCCUCACUGCAGACUCCGGUGAAAGAGGCGAUUUUCGGGUCGUUUCUUGAUGUGGAUCCUGAUCAAGAAAUCUCCCUUAGAACUCUGGUAGACCAUUCCAUAGUAGAGAGCUUUGGUGGGAGAGGUAAGAGCUGCAUCACUGCUAGGGUUUAUCCUAAGCUUGCCAUUUCUAAUAACUCUCACAUCUACGCGUUCAACUAUGGCGCGAAGAGCGUCGCGAUUUCGAGCCUCGUAGCGUGGAGCAUGAUGAGAGCUCAAAUCGCACAUUUUCACACGCGGAGAAAGUCAUCAAUCAGUUGAGAUUUUGUGUUAUGUCUCAUAUUUUUCUUAAUUUCGUCGUAAAUUUAUUAGAGAAUAUCAUCUGA
Messenger RNA from Salvia miltiorrhiza (redroot sage), 1052 nucleotides. Its product is annotated as beta-fructofuranosidase, insoluble isoenzyme CWINV3-like. Gene Ontology annotation, molecular function: hydrolase activity, hydrolyzing O-glycosyl compounds. NCBI's taxonomy places the organism in Eukaryota, Viridiplantae, Streptophyta, Magnoliopsida, Lamiales, Lamiaceae. The transcript is spliced from 3 exons. The coding region runs from base 400 to 987 and encodes 195 amino acids. Gene Ontology annotation, biological process: carbohydrate metabolic process. The record is from RefSeq and is a predicted model, not a curated record.